GUCUAGGGUUCACAAAUCCUCCGCUGAAGUCGACUAAAGCUGUAUCUUUCGCUGAAUAGCAAUGGCCUACUUGCGCAUGAACGCUCGGGCGCGCUGGUGUGACAUGCUUCUGGGUGGCGACUGACGCACAUGCGGGUCGCUCCGGUCUCGGAGGGCCCCGCUGCCCCACAGAUUUGUUAGUGCGUGCUUCUUGAGGAAACGUGUGGAGCACUAUCCACUUGUACAGUCGCCGUCGAGCGAGCAGUCAACAGACUCCUCGAGAGGGAAGGCGGAGCGCCGGCACUCUCACGGCUGCGCGCAACGCAGGCGUGUGCCAACGUCAUGGCAAAUAGGUAAGGCUAGUUUGUAUCACUUACCGGAAAGCCUUCCAAGAUACGCAGCAUCGAUGGCAGCCAUGCCGGCGAACAGCGACUGGGGCGAGAAAGCCGCCCCGCCAGCCCCCGAACACAUACAGUAUAGCAUAGUUACACACAGAGGAACUAUUUACUUUGGCCAAGCCCCUGAACUUGCAUUUUGGGCCUCCUUGACUUUCGCGCGCUCUACAGCGAACCUGCAAACCUCGCUGCGGUGCUUGCUCUUUCGCAUACAUUUCACUUGCAGCCCUAAUAGCAUUCCGGUGCUGUGUUGGAGCCCCGAAGGGUUCAGUCCGCGGAAGCCCGCGCAAGUGACUUGGGCCCUUCUGGGUGCUCGAGACCGACCCCCGAUCAUCCCUAAACCAUUUUGUGACACCUUACCAAGUGCGUCGAGCUCAGGAAGCUGAGCGCCAGCUCGGGUCUUCCGAAAACCCAGACCGAUGGCGACCCCGACUGUCGCGCAAGAGCCUGGAGAAGCUGGUGCAUCUUUACCAGAAAAGACGUGGAGCCCGCUCAUUGUCCCUCGCGAGAUGGUGGUGCGGGAGGGCCUCGCAUGGAGUCAUCAACAGCCCGUGGCGCUCACUGUGGAGGUCAACGGGCGCCGCGACAUGAUGAAAUACGCUGCUGUAAUGCAGCACGUCCCCAAGUUGGGCUUCGUUGCUCGCCUGGGUCAGCCGGGCGCGGCGGCCAAGUUCCAGAACCUACACCUCGUCGACGUCAAGCGGCGCGGCGGCACCGACGUUCAUUUUGUUCUCGGCGAUCUGGCAUUUGUGCGCGCAAAGGCCGCGGAGGCGUCCAGUAAGCCUGGCAUUGCUGCGGAUGCUAGCGCAGCGGUGCCGCAAGCCGUCACAGCAGCCUGCGGUCCCUCGACGUGCGGCGGUAGCGGUGCCGCGCUUGUGUCAGCCGGGAGUAGCCCCGUCCUGAGCGACAUGGGCAACCCGACCAUCACUGAGCCCUGCAUCCUGGCCGGCGGAGCGGCAGAGGGUGGGGUGGUGAGCGGGGCGAGCAGCGAGGGCACGACUGGCGCCACCGCGGGGACUGUGUGCGCCUCGGCCACAGCCACGACUGUGCCGGUGGCGAGCUCCGCCGCGGCGCAUGCAUCCACGGCUGCAGAGGCGGAUGCCAGCACCGACACGCGCUCGCAGCAGGCAGACGCGCCGUGCGGUGAUACGGACGACAAGGGGACGGGGACGUCGGCGGCGGCCUCUGCUCCUACCGCAGGCGCCGCGGCACCUGACACGGCAGCUUCGCCUGUGCUGCUGUCGUUCCAGUGCGGCUGCUCGUUCUGCCCCUGCCACUUCGAUGAGGAGCAGGCGAACGGCGCGUCCACAGACCGCCCCUUCGAGCUGACGCCCUACAACUCGGCCGUCGCAGACCACCAGGUUUGCUUCGGCCGUAACAGCCCCGGAACCGCUCAGGCGCCCGGCGCCGCCGCGGCCCUUCGCCUCGCCGCCGCCGCGCCCGCCAGUGCCGCAGCUGUCAACGACCCCAGCCACGUGAGCCGUGAGCGGCUGAAGAACCUGCUCGGUAAGGGCCGUGGCGGGGUCGCCGCUGCUGCAGGCGGCGGCAGCGCCGGCUCUGCACCGCUUCCGCCCAGCGGCCGCCGCUCCGCGCCCGGCUCCGCCUCGGCGUCCGUCGCGGGCGGGCUGGACGCCACCGACGCGGCGGCGGUGCUGAGCGCCGCCGCCAACGUCAUUGGCUACGAGCUGGUGCUGCCGCCGGACAUGGCGGCGCGCCGCGCCAACGACAGCCGCGCGCUGGUGCAGUACGAGAUCGACGGCGAGGCGGAGGACUGCAAGCUGCAGUACCGGCUGGUGCGCCUGGACGACGGCCGCACCACGGUGCUGCAGGGCAUCUCGCGCCCGCUGCGCGGCCUGCAGCUGCUGUCGCUCACCGAGGCGGACGGCGGCGACCUGCUCAUCCGCGCCGCCACGCCGGGCAUGGCGGCAGCCAUGGCGGCGGUGGCGGCGACGGUGGACCCGGCGCAGCAGCUACUCAAGGCGGGGCUGACCAGCCGCUCGGCGGCAGGUCGCCAGCGCCGGCCGUCGCUCAAGGCACGCGAGGGCGCAGACAGCGCGUCGCUGGCAGCCGCCGCGGCGGGAGUGCCCGUGCCGGCCGGCGCUGCGCCGGGCGCGGCCAGCGCACGACCGGGUCUGCACACGGCACACAGCGCGCCGGCAGACCUGCCGCUGGCGCCCGGCCUGCCGCCGCUGACGGCGGCCCAGCAGCAGCAACUGCUGCUGCAUCAGAAGCACCGCCGCGGCCGACCGCCGCGGUCACGGCCGCCGGGCCGCGGCGGCGACGCUGAGGAUGAUGAGGAUCUGGACAGCCAACAGGACGGCAACGGCCUGGCGGCCAAGCGCGGUCGCGGCGGCGCCCGUGGCGCUUCCUCCGACUCAAUGGCGGCGUCCUCAGAGGAGGCUGGCGGCCGGGACGCGGACGACGGCCACCCUGGCAUCAUGUCGCGCCGGCGGCGCACCUCGGCGCCUCUGCCGGCCGUGCCUGUGGCGGUGCUGGCGAGCGGCGGCGUCAGCGGCGCGGACGCCGUGCGCCGUGCGCGUGCGGCUGGCGCCGCUGCGCUGGACGGCGGUGAGGCGUCCGGUGGUGAGGAGGCCGCCACUGCGAUGGAGGCAGGUGACGAUGCGGCGGCGGUGGUAGCGCCUGCGCGUGGGCCGCACGCGCCUGCUGGCGGCCUGUCUGCCCGCAAGCGCGGGUCAAGCGCGGCUGCCGCUAUGGCUGCGAAGCGCGCCCGAGCCAACACAACGCAGGAGGGCUCUCAGGGCAACCAGGCGCCGAUGGAGAUGGAGGGCAAUGGCGGCGACCACUACCAGCAGCAGCAGCAGGGCACGCAGCGGCAGGACAGCCCGCAGGGCUCGGAGGCGGCGGCCACGGCUGGCGGCGACGCCACCGGCCGGGGCGCUUCAUCGGGUCGCCGGCAGUCGCGGCCCACACGCCGCGGCCGCGGCCCGCCGCCCUCGUCCUCGUCCUCCUCGUCCGAGUCGGACAUCAAUGACAUCAACGACGGGGCGCCGGAAGAGGAGGAGGCGGAGAACGCCAGCGGGGAAGGGCUGGGGGAUGCGAACGGCAGCGAGGAGGCGGCGGGUGGUGCCGCGGGGCCGUCAGGUGCAGGUGGCGAGGCGGGGCCCUCCUCGGCACCCAUGCCCCCACCACCAAAGCCCAAGUCGCGGCAGCGCGGGAAUGCCGGCAAGAGCAAGAGCAAGCCUAUCCGGCACCCAAGCAAGAUUACCAACGUGGUGCGCAACGCCGGCGCCAUCCUGCUCAUGAUCGGCCGCAGCCCCUGCGUCUACGAGAAGCAGCUGCGCGCCACGUUCGGCAACAACCCCGACACCAGCAAGGCGCUGCGACUGCUGGAGGAGCAGGGCCGCGUCGUUCGCGGCGGCCUGGGCUACCGCAUGCACCCCUACCACUACACACUCACGCCCGCGGGCCUGGAGGAGUAUGAGCGGCAGCUGUGCGAGCAAGGCCCUUCCUACGCCUUCGCCAUCACCAUGGGCGUCACGCUGCCCGCCUCCGACCUCGCCAUCGCGACGGCGGCGGCGGCGGCCGGCGGCUUUGAGGGUGCGGCGGGCGAGGGUGGUGCCGCGGGCGUGGAGGGCGGGGCUGCAGGUGGCGAGGCGGGCGAGGCGGGUCUGGAGGCGGAGGCCGCGGCAGCGCUGCUGUCGCCGCGCAACCCGCCGCCGCCCCGGUCUCAGGCCGCUGCGCAGCGCGCGCGCUCGGCUGCCUCGCCGCGCAAGACUGCUGCUGCCUCCAAGGCCAAGAACGCGGCCGCUGCGGCCAUGUUGCCCAUGACCAUGGAGACGGACGGUGCUGACACCCAGCAGGGCAUGCACCUGGAUUCCCAGAUCACCGGGCUCUCUGUAAGCGUAGGCGCCGCCGACCCGGCCGCGGUCGCGGCGGCUGCCGCUGCCGCGGGCUGGCCGGGCGCUGCGGCUGCGGCGGCCGCCGCAGCCGCGGCAGCCGGCGCCUCGGGUACUGAGGCGGCGACCCCCGAGCAGCAGCAGGCGGCGCAGCAGCAGCAGACCAUGCUGAUGAUCCAGAUGCACCACGCGCAGCAACUGCAGGCAGCCAUGGCGGCCGCUGCCGCGUCAGCGCCCGGCGCGGUCUCUGCGCCGGAUCCGUCCGCGCCGCCUGCCGGCAUGCCGCCACAGGCAGCCCUUGCGUACCAGAUCGCCUACCAGCAGGCCUACGCGCAGCAUCAGGCGGCAGCUGCGGCCGCUGCCGCCGCGGCUGCUGCUGCCGCCGCGCCGCCCCCGCCGGCUGCGCCGGAGGUCAAGGCCGAGGCACCGGACGCUGUUGCGACCGGUCCGGCCUUUCCCGCCGCCUACUCUGCUGCCGCGGCCUACCCGUACGUCGCCACGCCGUACGGCUACAUGCCGUACGCCAUGUACAGCGCAUACGCGGCCGCCGCCGCGUCCGCCUCCGCCGCCGCUGCGGACCCGAACGCACAGCCCGGCGCCGCUGCUGCUGCCGCCGCUGCUGCAAUGCCAUUCGCAAUGCCCGGUGCGGCUGCGCCUGGCGCGGCCCCUGGCGCUCCCCCCGCGGCGCCGCCGCUGGGGCUCUACAUGCCGCCCUACAUCCCCGGUGCAGCCGCGCCCGCCUUCCCGGUGGCGCCGCUGACCACCGCGGCGCAGCCGGCUCCGGCACCCGCUGCGGCGCAGGCGCUGCCGACGCCGGCCCCCGUUGCUGCGCCCGCGCCGGAUGCUACCAUGCACGACAACUCGGCAACGGCCGCGGCUGCGGCUGCAGCGGCUGCGCCGGCCAUGCCUGACCCCGCUGCCGCUGCAGCCGCCGCUGCCAUGAUGGCGCAGCAUGCCGCCGCCGCGGCGGCAGCGGCCGGCGCUGCCCAGGUGCCGGCCCCGGACGCCUUCACUGCCGCUGCCGCGGCGGCAGCAGCGGCUGCGGCCCAGCAGCAGCAGGCCGCUGCUGCGGCAGCGGCGGCGGCCGCCGCCGCGGGCGCGCAGCACUACCGCUAUGUGGCGGAGGUGCCGGGCAGCGGCGGCAGGAGCUGGAGGGCGGAGGUGCCCGGUCCUGACGGCCGCAUGUACUACAGCCCCGAUUUUGACACGCCCGUGCGCGCCGCGGCGUCGGCGGACCUGCUUAUGAGCAAGCUGCGCCCCGGCGAGCCCUACAACCUGGGCAUCAGCCCGACUGAAGCGGCCACGCUGGCGGCGCUGUCCGUUGAGCAGGUGCAGGCGAUGCUGUGGGGCAUGGCGCAGCAGCAUCAACAGCACCAGCAGGCGCAGCAGCAGGCGCAAGCGCCGGCGGUGUGAGCGGCGCCGCGGGCGGACGCGGACAUGGUGGAUUGUUCGGGCUCGUGAGCAGCGGCAUAGUGAGGUGGAGGAAGUCGUGCUUGAGGCGACGUGGGCGCGGCUUGUCCCCGUGAGCGGCGGUGGCGCAUGCAUGGCGUUUGCAUGCCGUGAUCCGCAGAACGUGGAGCUGCAUGUGCGUAUAUUAUGUGUACGGAACAUUCGUGUACAACCGUAACAAUGUGCAGUAGGCGGGGGUGGCGCCGCGAGGGCAGUCACUUGGACGACUGCCAGUGUGGCCCCAGCGGAUGAAAUCAAGCACGCGGUCCGAGUAUGCCACGCGGCUUGGGGCCCCAGGAACGUGCAGCGUGGGGACCGCAUUGCUGGGUCGUAUUUGCAAUAAAGGAAACGUAGACACAUAGAUGGAGGGAGUAGGCGUAUCCCUGCCAGCUCGUAUAUCGAUGGCGCUUCAUGGGCGCCCUCGCAAGGCAGGCGCGUAGCUGACAUGCCAAAGCGUAGUAGCUGCGUGGUUGUCGCAUACCUCUCACGCAGCUUUGUACGUUCAACUGACCCUUGUGCUAGCAUUCCCGGCCUCGGGAGAGUUUGCAUGCAUUGGGAGUGGCGAGGAAACACAGGGCGAGACGUCACCCAUGAUUGGAAACGUAACCCUUGUAGUGGACUUGAGAACCGGCCCGAUGCGUUUGUGCAUUACGUCUGUGUUUUUGUGAGUUCGCUCGGCUGUAACCGUGAUUGCGUUUUCCGGAUGCAUUUCGCCGGUGCUGGCCAACGGCCGCUGCGGCAUGGACAGGUGGAAUGGCUGGCUGGGACCUGCCCAGGAGAGAAGAGAACUUAUCGCUUUGGCUUUUGAAGAAGCGGUGCAGAAUUCCCGCUGCAUGGGUACUUGUUGCUCCACGUUUUGGGCUCGGCUUCUGUUACCGGGCGCAGCACACAUAGAACGAACAUAAGCCAUGGCGGAAGUGAAGUUGAGGUGCGGGGGUAGAGGAAAUUAGUCAGCGCAUCAUUGCAAGAAUCUUGGUGAAGCAUGGUCCAGGUGAGGUGUGGGGAGAAGGCGAGGCAGAGGACUGGUAUGGGGAGAGGCACCAGGGGGGAAUGACACCAUUUGCUUGGAAGCUCGGCACACGCUCAUUGUUCGCUUGACUCGCGUGCUAUUAAUUGAGGGGCAGAUGCGAUGAGGGGCGAACUGGAGCAGUGGCCAGCUGCGAGGUAGGACCAUGCGGGAGAAGACAAUUUGAGAGGAGCUAUCCUCGAGCGGAGUAGUGAAAUGCAGCUUUGCAUCGUGGCUUUCGUGUGCGUGUGCGUGCGGUGCUGGACUGGCGAGUGCAAGCGCGUGUGGGCGUGCAGGGAUGGUGACUGGCCAUCAGGUGUGUAUUGGUGCCCGAGCGUUUGCGGCCCAGUGCUAGUAUUAGGAGGAGUGUGCGUGAGUCCUUGUGAAGGAUUGGGGGCUCGUCCCUGGUUUUGACGGUUACGGUUUUGGUCUGUUUCGUGCCCCGGCAUUCCAGCCGGCGGACUACUCAGCUCGCAUGGCAACAAUCGUGCAGCUCACUUGCAAUUUAUAAUGUUUGGUUUUGCUUUGUUUUGGUUGGUGAUAGUGGCCGGUGCGUAGCCCCCAGUGGGGUCGCAGCAGCUAUGCGCGUGCAGUUCUUGGUUGCAGUCCUAGGAGCCGGAAGUACAUACAUAGACACGGCGUGACCGCCGCAUACACGUGAACACAAGUGUAAUUGUCAUAGCAU
This is a messenger RNA of Chlamydomonas reinhardtii, 7371 nucleotides long. RefSeq lists its product as uncharacterized. The transcript is spliced from 6 exons. The record is from RefSeq and is a predicted model, not a curated record. The coding region runs from base 794 to 5644 and encodes 1616 amino acids. NCBI's taxonomy places the organism in Eukaryota, Viridiplantae, Chlorophyta, Chlorophyceae, Chlamydomonadales, Chlamydomonadaceae.